Messenger RNA from Calliphora vicina (urban bluebottle blowfly), 1000 nucleotides. RefSeq names its product ryncolin-4-like. The transcript is spliced from 6 exons. The coding region runs from base 1 to 921 and encodes 306 amino acids. NCBI's taxonomy places the organism in Eukaryota, Metazoa, Arthropoda, Insecta, Diptera, Calliphoridae. The record is from RefSeq and is a predicted model, not a curated record.
AUGAAUUUAAAUAUUUUGGUUUUAUGUUUCGUGAUUUUAAAUAUUUCUAUUGAAUUAAAAUGUGAAGAGGUACAGGAUUCCUUGGCCAUCACUUAUGUGGAUGAGAUUGUUGUUCUUAAAAAUAUAUUUGGUAAUUUACAAGAAAUUCAAAAUUCUAUUAAUUUAUGGAAUUCCAGAUAUAACGAACAUUUGGAAAUUAAGGCAAUAUCCGAAAAAGAUUCAUCCAUUUUUGAUAUACGAUACGAUGAUCUACCCCUUAAAUGUCAAUACCAGUCAAUGCCGAAAAAUUGUGCUGAAGCUACCGCCUGCACUCAUCGUAGUGGAAUUUAUAAAAUUCGUUUGGAAAAAUACAGCAAUGACGCAUUUCUAGUCGAGUGUGAUGUUAAAACGGAUGGUGGUGACUGGAUUUUAAUACAAAGACGUCAAGACGGCUCCGUAAAUUUCUAUCGUGAUUGGGCCGAAUAUCAGAAAGGUUUUGGUAAAAUCGAUGGAGAAUUCUUUAUUGGUCUAGACAAGUUACAUGCGCUGACAAACUACAAUGGUCCACAGGAGUUGCUUAUUCUAUUGGAGGAUAAAAACGAAAUAAGACGUGCCAAAUAUGGUCACUUUGUCAUUGGCAAUGAAAGUGAAUUAUAUGACCUACAACAUUUGGGCGUCUAUUCCGGAGAUGCGGGUGAUUCUUUAAUGUAUCAAUUGGGAAACAAGUUUACAACAAAAGAUCGGUAUAAUGACCAACGUGAUAUAUUGAAUUGUGCUGAAGCUUAUACUGGAGCUUGGUGGUACAAUAAAUGUCAUCAUAGCAAUCUUAAUGGCAAAUAUGGUGAUAAUACGCAUGCCAAAGGCAUUACAUGGCAGACUUUUCGUAAUUUUAAUGUCUCCAUUGAGCAUGUGAAAAUGAUGAUCAGACGGCGUACAUUUUAGUGAAAACAAGAAUUUAAUAUAUUAUAUUAUAUACAUUCGGAGUGACGAAGGCAGUUGAUUCUUUUAUUUUGUUGAACAU